This is a messenger RNA of Effrenium voratum, 784 nucleotides long. The record is from the annotation of a GenBank genome assembly. Lineage: Eukaryota; Dinophyceae; Suessiales; Symbiodiniaceae.
AGCCGCUGAUUGGCUCCAGACUCAUCUUAACGUGGCAUACCACUAAGGGACAUUCCAUGUAAUUCAGCUCAAUGGCCGCCGCUCUCAACCGCAUACUUUGGAUUCUCACUAUUGCUUGCGGGCUCGCUGAAGAUUGUCAGAGAUCUUCUGGUGGCCGAGGUAUUUCUUUGCUCCAGGCUUCCCGCAACAAGUCUGCGAAGUCAGCCGCUAUACCCUUGGCAAACUUGUCCACAGAUUCUACGGUGAGUGAUGUAAUGGCAGUUGCAAACAGCGUGGAAGCCCUCACCAACGUGACCAAUGCGACAACAAGCCCGGUGGACGUCAACCCCGUGCAAAACCUCAGCAGUGGAGAGGCGGUAAUGAACUAUUCAGAGAUGGCGGACGCGGAGGAGGUGCAUGUCUCGUCCCGGGCGCCCUAUUCACAAAGGCACAACCACACAGUGUCUACAGUGAAGCCCAUCAAGGACGCAUCGCCGAUCCCUGAACCCCAAGGAAAUAAAACCACUGACGCCAUGCGUGACUGCAUUAUGGGAGAUUGGAGCGACUGGUCUGCGUGCGAAAGCACUGAAGAGGAGGGCUUCACAGGUCCGCAUCAAGGGAGGAAGCGUUCAACUGUCCAGCCUUACCUUCUCGGAGGUGAGCUAUGCGGACCAGCAAUAGAAACUCGGAGUUGCAAUCUCAUCAGUGCGGUGAAUACAAUCGUGAACCUGGACGGUCUGAGUUGAAGCAAUGGCCGAACGUAGCCAGACGGACAGCAUGUGCCAAAGUGACAUGAAACGGGUGG